This is a messenger RNA of Heterobasidion irregulare TC 32-1, 657 nucleotides long. RefSeq lists its product as uncharacterized. NCBI's taxonomy places the organism in Eukaryota, Fungi, Basidiomycota, Agaricomycetes, Russulales, Bondarzewiaceae. The coding region runs from base 1 to 657 and encodes 218 amino acids. The record is from RefSeq and is a predicted model, not a curated record. The transcript has 2 exons.
AUGGUAACUUGGCUCGCUCCAGCGUUACUUGGCCGCCGGCAGCGCCCUCUGACCUCAACAGACCUCAACAGACCCCAACUCGCCAUCUCGCCCGCCGCCCGCCGCCCGCCGCCCAUCGCCGGUCCCCGCCCCGCCCCACCCGACCCGUCGCACCGACCGAACAGCCACACGAUCCCGAGGACGCAACCCUGCCCAGUCCCCGCCCGAGCCCUGCGACCGGCACAUGCUGCACACGGAGCGCACUGGGCGUUCCCGAGAUUCGCGAUCCCGAUGUUUUCCAGAUCAGCCUUCGACCGCCACCGCUCGCGUUACUUUCCCUUCGCCGCCCACGUCAGCCCCCAGCCGUCCGAUCCCCGCACCCGAGUCCCGCGAACAGAACCCGCCCUAAUAGUCCGACACCACUCGACCCACCCCGCUCGUCCUGUCCGCCCGCGCCUCAUCUUUCCCCCAGCCUCCACAUGCGCACCCCCGCCGAUCUCCUCCACCUACUCCGAGGCGGACACCGAUAGGGGCUCCGCGCUGCGGUCACAACUCGCGACCAGCCUCUGCCGCGUAUCAAAUUCUCGCGCGGGGCAGCACUCGACCGAUUUUCAUCUCACAGCGCUUCUUCGAACACCGACUGUCAAUCAGAACCGCGUCGAGCCGAGAACACGCUGA